Messenger RNA from Dictyostelium purpureum, 1020 nucleotides. RefSeq lists its product as uncharacterized. NCBI's taxonomy places the organism in Eukaryota, Evosea, Eumycetozoa, Dictyosteliales, Dictyosteliaceae. The coding region runs from base 1 to 1020 and encodes 339 amino acids. The record is from RefSeq and is a predicted model, not a curated record. The transcript has a single exon.
AUGGGUUGUGCAAAGAUAACAGGUGUUAUCGCUUUAUGUUUAACAAUAUUAUUCACUGGUUUGACGAUAUAUUACGGAUUUAAGUUUUUUAAUGCUUACGAGUUAGGAAAAAGCUAUGAGGAAACUUUAUGUACAGUAGAAAAAAAGGUAGAUAGUGGUUUAUGCAAUGUAGACUCAUCAUCGGAAUGUUACAAACAAAAUGAUGAUAUUUGGUGGUAUAACAAUUGGGGUUCAAAUCCAUGGAUUAUUAUAAAUGGUGGUGGUUAUAGCACUGGAGGUGGUAAUUAUGAUGGCGGCGAUGAUGAUGAUGAUGAUGAUGAUGACGGUGAAUAUGACGAGGGUGGCAGAGACACUGGUGAAUAUGAUGAUGAUGACGAUGGCGGCGAUGACGAGGGUGGUGAAGAUGUGGGUGGUGACGCUGGUGGUGAUGACGAUAUCAUGAGAGAAUAUGCAAUCAAGGGAUACAAAAAAGAAGGUGCUACAUCCGGUGCUGGUGAUUUAUCAAAUCUUAGAGAGUUCAAAAAUAUUAAAAAAUCAUUAAAACAAAAGAUGGUUUCAGAAGUAAAAGCUAAAAAUAUUGUUGAAGGUAGCAGCAGUCACAAUUCAAGCAGCAAUAACUUUAGUGGUAGUGUUAACAAUAGCAGUAGUUCUUUCGAUAGUAAUAGUUAUUCCGGAUGCAGUGAUGAUUGUUAUCAAGGUAUUUUCACUGUAAUUUAUAAUGUAGGUAAUGGUACAUUAGUAAAUUCAACAAUCAAGGGUUUGGUAUCAGUCGAAAGUGAUUGGGUCAAAGCAUACUUAAAUAAUUAUCACAUUGGUUACAAUUAUACAUGUUGGUACAGCUCAAGAAAUGUUGAUAAUGUAGUAUGGUUUAAACCACCAAAGAUUAAAUCAUCAUAUCUUGCAGGUUUUGUUAUUGAUGGUAUAUUGGCAUUGAUUUCUGUAAUCGUUGCAAUCUUUAUGGUAGUUAGAAUUUGCCAUCACCAUAGACACCACCAUGGUUAUGAAAGUAUUAAUCAUUAA